ACCCCCAGAAAAAAGUUUCCCCAACUCUGAGGUUCCCAAGUGUGAAAAGGUUGAAUUUUUUUUUUGCCCUCUUCUCGUUGAGAGAGAGAGAGGUGUAGUGAAGUAGUACAACUCCCAGAGCUUCGUCGAAUCACCAAAUAGAGCUUUCAAAUCUCUUUCAUUGUUGGUACGAGAUUGACAAGGGUGCUUGAUAAGAAAAAGUAUUUUUGGUUGAGGUGCUACUUUGUUUUUGGUCAAUUAUGAGUGAGGAGGAUACAGUUACUGAAGUUGCCGAGGCAGCGGCAAAUGGGAGUACUUCACCGGAUAAAAUGGGUGAACCAGGGACUGAGAAAAAUGAGGAGGAAACUGAGGUAGUAAAAGAAAUGGAAGAAGAUCACAAAGAUGAUGAGAAAGUUGACACCCAUAAAAUGGAUGUAGACCAAGAGGACAAGAAAAGCAAAGUCAAAGGAGGAGGGGAAAAAGAAGAGAAGGAAAGUAAAGAACGACAAGAAAAAGAAGAAGAAAAGGAAGAAACCAAAAGUGAGGCAAUGGAAGAGGAAAUUGGGGUGGAAGGAAAUGAGGAGAAAGCUGAGGAGAAGGUGGACGGAUCAAAGGAGGAAGUAGGAAAUGCAGAAGAGAGUGUACAGGAGAAAGGGUCAAAGAAGCGUGGGAGAGGGAAGAGUGCCAAGGGAAAAGCCAACAAUAAGAAAAAGGAAGUGGCUGAGAAAAAGGAGAAGGAGCCCAAAACUCCCGUGGCUCCUGCAGUUGAACGCCCUGUACGCGAACGGAAAUCAGUGGAAAGGCUGGUUGCAUCCAUAGAAAAGGAAUCUGUCAAGGAAAUCCAUAUUGAAAAGGGACACGGUACUAUAUUAAAAGAUAUACCCAAUGUGGCCUACAAGUUAUCAAGAAGGAAGAUUGAUGACACUUUAAAGUUUCUUCAUACAGUUCUCUUCGGAAGGAGAGGAAAGGCUAUUCAGAUCAAGAAUAAUAUUUCCCGGUUCUCUGGCUUUGUGUGGAAUGAAAAUGAGGAAAAGCAAAAGGGAAGAGUGAAAGAAAAAUUUGACAAGUGUGUUAAAGAGAAAUUAUUGGAGUUCUGCGAUGUGCUUGACAUACCGAUUGCCAAGGCUACUACAAGGAAGGAAGAUAUUGUUAUAAAGCUGAUGGACUUUUUGGUGGCCCCUCAUGCUACAACUACUGAGUUACUUGCUGAAAAAGAGCAGUCAAGUAAGGGCAAGAAGCGUAAGAGGGUUGUCAAAGGAAGUGCGUCAAUGUCUGGGGGCACACCUUCAAAAAGUUCAGCCAAGAGUCGAAGAAAGAUUGACAGUGCAUCUAAAGCGGAGGAGAAAAAGAGUACUGAUGAGACGGAAGAUGAGCUGGAAAAAGAGGAAGAAGAAGAAGAAAAUGAAGAGGAGAAUGUGAAUGGUGUUACCGAAAGAUCUAAGGAUGAGAUGUCUGAGCAUUCUGAAAGCGAAGAGAAAGAAUAUAAAUCUGAAGAUGAUUCUGAAAAAGACACAAGAAAAGACAAACGAGUUUCAAAGAAAUCGUCUGUAAAGAAGGAAUUGUCUGCAAAGAAGGAAUCGUCUGCAAAGAAGGAAUUGUCUGUAAAGAAGGAAUCGUCUACAAAGAAGGAAUUGUCUGUGAAGAAAGAAUCAUCUGGAAAGAAGGAAUUGUCUGCACAAAAGGAAUUGUCUGCAAAAAAGGAAUUGUCUGCAAAAAAGGAAUCGUCUGCAAAGAAGGAAUCUGCUGGAAAAUCUAAAACCAAGAAAGUUACUGUUCCAAUUAAAUCUAGUCCCCCAUCCAAAGGAACUCCUAAGAAAUCAGCAGCAAAGAGCUCUAAGGUUGAUGACAGCACUGAUAAUAGUCCAAAGAUGUUCUCAAGGAAGAAGAAAAAUGAGGAAGUAGUUAAGGAGAAGUCCUCAACUCCAAAGAAAUCUGUUACCAGGGAGAAAAAUGGGAAAGACGCUGCGAAAGGGAAGGACAAACCUAAAGAGGUUAAAUUAAGGCCAAGUGAUGAUGAACUCAGAAAUGCAAUAUGUGAAAUUCUUAAAGAAGUUGACUUCAACACGGCUACCUUUACCGAUAUUCUGAAGCAACUUGCUGGGAGAUUUAAUACAGAUCUCACACCCAGAAAGUCAUCAAUAAAGCUCAUGAUCCAGGAUGAACUUACCAAAUUAGCUGAUGAGGCAGAAGAUGAUGAAGAAGAUGAAGGUGAUGCUGAGAAAGAAGAAACCCAACCUUCAGGCGAAGGUGUGAAGGCCUGACAGGCUCACAGAUGGACAUGGCUACAUGAAAAAUGGUAUAGCAUAUAGUCUUAAAAAUCCUUUUCUUCUAAAUUUAAUUUCCGUUGUGCUACCUUGUAGCAUUUUGUCUCUCUUUUUCUUGAUAUUGCCAGCUGUAAUUUAUCGGGAUUGUUUUAUUUGCUGGCAAACUUGUGUUCUCUAAAAAUUGAUAGAGUUGGAACUGCUUAAGGUGUGCCUGCAGGCUGCAGCUUAUUAUGUACACAGUCAUAAAUUUGUAGGAAUUUCCUCCUUUAAUUUAGCUGACCCUUUGUUGACUAAAAGUAAUGGAUUGCAUUCUAGUUUCAGAGUUA
Cornus florida is the source of this 2569-nucleotide messenger RNA. RefSeq names its product DEK domain-containing chromatin-associated protein 3-like. The transcript has 12 exons. The record is from RefSeq and is a predicted model, not a curated record. Gene Ontology annotation, biological process: chromatin organization; regulation of double-strand break repair. Gene Ontology annotation, molecular function: DNA binding; histone binding. Bases 240 to 2240 code for a protein of 666 amino acids. NCBI's taxonomy places the organism in Eukaryota, Viridiplantae, Streptophyta, Magnoliopsida, Cornales, Cornaceae. Gene Ontology annotation, cellular component: nucleus.